Messenger RNA from Mesorhabditis belari, 540 nucleotides. The record is from the annotation of a GenBank genome assembly. NCBI's taxonomy places the organism in Eukaryota, Metazoa, Nematoda, Chromadorea, Rhabditida, Rhabditidae.
AUGCCCAGCGGCCGAUUGUCGUUUCUGUUGAGUGCAGAGACCGAGGUGCCAUCGGGAACCGAGGAAUUCCUGGAAGAAGGGGAACAACGACGACGGCGGAUCUCGAUCGAGCAAUACGUGGAGAAAUUUCUCGAGGAGCGCAUCGAAUCGCAGGGACAUCUCUUAACGCCGUCAAUUCUCGAGCCACUGAUCGAUCGUCUCGUUUAUUUCGGCAUCUUUCACACGAUCAUCAAGGAUCACUUUGCCCAAGUGAAGGAAUACGAAGAAGCACACGAGAAAAGACAACGGUUUUUGAGACUACAUCAACGGGAUCCCGAUUUGAACGAUAAAAUCACUGAAUAUGACGCGAAAUUUUUGGACACUUGCAAUGACUUGCUCGCACGACAGCAGAGAUGUUUUCAGGAGCUUCGAAUACCCCGUUUCAAAGUGACGAACGACCCGCGGGAAAUUGAAGUUCAACAGCUCAUCAUCGAUCUCAUUUUGUACAUAGAUCCAGAGAAUCUUUACUUUACGACGAAAGCUUCUGGUGAAAUAUCGUUU